Paramecium tetraurelia is the source of this 441-nucleotide messenger RNA. RefSeq lists its product as uncharacterized. The transcript has a single exon. NCBI's taxonomy places the organism in Eukaryota, Ciliophora, Oligohymenophorea, Peniculida, Parameciidae. The record is from RefSeq and is a predicted model, not a curated record.
AUGAAUUUUUAUAGAUACUUUAAAUUCCUAACUACUAAGAUUUAGCAGAAGUAUUAUGCUGCCAAAUCCCUAAUCGCAAUGUUGAUUGAGAAAUAUUAAAUAGUGCAGCGUUUGAAUGAAUUAUAAUUGGAGUUACAAUAUCAUUUAGACAAUUAAGUAGGAGAUUUGGCUCAUCAAAGUCUUGAGUAACUCAAGAAACAUGAAUGGGUUCAAUAGGAGAGGGAUUUGAAAUAUUAAGACAAAAGAUAUAUCAAAUACGUAGGGAAAGGUUUGAAGUAUUAAUGCUUACAGAACAUGUUGAGGAUUGUGCCUUAUAAGAGACUUCUUUUACAGAUUAAUUAAAUUAAUUAAGGGCAGAAUUGGAUCAUUCUUAUGACUUAUUCGAAGAAUAAAUACUAAUCUACAUUUUCCAUGAUGUGGCUGGAGUGGAAGUAUGCAUGA